Aaosphaeria arxii CBS 175.79 is the source of this 668-nucleotide messenger RNA. RefSeq lists its product as uncharacterized. The coding region runs from base 62 to 625 and encodes 187 amino acids. The transcript is spliced from 2 exons. The record is from RefSeq and is a predicted model, not a curated record. NCBI's taxonomy places the organism in Eukaryota, Fungi, Ascomycota, Dothideomycetes, Pleosporales. Gene Ontology annotation, molecular function: acyltransferase activity, transferring groups other than amino-acyl groups.
AUCUACGCUCCGUGGGAUCGGCAACAAUUGUAGUGAAAUUUGCACUCAGCACCUUACAAAUAUGGUGUCUGCCAAAGAUGCACUCUUGCGACGAAGUUGGAGAAAGGAUACAUACCUAAUUUCAACUGAUCCCAGUCUGAUUCCUGUGGACGAAUUGAACAAAGUCUUCGGGUCUGAAGUAUUUUAUUGGGCAGACGCCUUACCGGAGUCAGUUAUGACUGAAACGUUGAAGAAUUCACUCUGUUUUGGCCUGUAUGAUCUCGACCCAUCAGCGUUGGUAAGCGACCGUAGGGAGGACGAAGAAACGCUCAAGCUGAUUGGGUUUGCUCGCUGCAUAACCGAUUUCACGACCUUUGUCUUUUUAACCGAUGUUUAUGUCGAUCCUCUCUUACAAGGCAAAGGACUCGGCGCUUGGUUGAUCACCUGUGUGCAGGAGUCUAUCGAGUCAAUGCCAUACCUUCGACGUAGUAUGCUUUUCACGAGCGACUGGAAACGAUCAGUGCCUUUCUACGCAAAAUUGAUGGGAAUGGAAGUAGUCGAAUGCAAUGAAGAAGCGGACGGCGAGGAAAGCAAAGGUGCUGCAAUAAUGCAAUACAAAGGUCCGGCCUUUCCCGCCAAUCUGUAAUGACUAUGGGGCACUUUCGCCAUUGCUCUUGUCAAACUCCCGC